Messenger RNA from Helianthus annuus (common sunflower), 691 nucleotides. Its product is annotated as 50S ribosomal protein L18. Gene Ontology annotation, biological process: translation. The transcript has 2 exons. The record is from RefSeq and is a predicted model, not a curated record. Bases 165 to 521 code for a protein of 118 amino acids. Gene Ontology annotation, molecular function: structural constituent of ribosome; 5S rRNA binding. NCBI's taxonomy places the organism in Eukaryota, Viridiplantae, Streptophyta, Magnoliopsida, Asterales, Asteraceae. Gene Ontology annotation, cellular component: ribosome.
UCACAAUCACGAAGCAUAAGACAUUACAUUGGGCUCAUUUUAAACCGGGUCAAAUACUCGAAUUGGGUAUAUCUUACGAGCCUUGAUCGAUUGCCAAAACGACGUUUACUUUUUGAACAUUCACUAACCUGUGAUUAUAUUCGUCUGUGCUGGAAUCCUCUGAUAUGGUGAUUCAGCCACCAGUAAAGGCUCAAAGGAUCACAAACUAUCUGAAACCAUAUCUCUUAAAGAUGCACUUCUCAAACAAGUAUGUAAGUGCUCAGGUGAUUCAUGCACCAACUGCAACUGUUGCAUCUGCCGCAAGCUCGCAGGAGAAGGCUCUACGCGAAGCCUGGACCAAAACACAACAAAGCACGAGAGACGUUGCUGCUGCUGCAAAGAUCGGGAAGCUUUUAGGCGAGAGGUUGCUGCUUAAAGAUAUCCCUGCGGUCUCUGUUGUCUACAAGAAAGAUCAAAGAUAUCAUGGUAAGGUGAGAGCUGUCAUUGAUUCGUUAAGGGACACAGGCGUCACUUUGCUUUAAGUUUGUUUUCUCAUAACAUAAUGUGGGAACAAGCCAUGUAUGUUGGAUUUUGGAAUUUCUAUGCAUUGCAGUGUUUGCGCACACAUAACAACAUAUGAACCUAGUAUUUUACGAUAAUGAAAUGUAUCCAUGCGGUCUUAGGACGAGCCAGGUGGAGCUAUGGUCAUGAA